Molecule: messenger RNA, 793 nt
Organism: Stegostoma tigrinum
Lineage: Eukaryota; Metazoa; Chordata; Chondrichthyes; Orectolobiformes; Stegostomatidae
Product: solute carrier family 25 member 35-like
Exons: 2
Coding region: 40-336 (98 amino acids)
Source: RefSeq, a predicted model, not a curated record
UUUCAGCCGGGCAGCUGGCUGGUGUCGCUGACAGCAGGGAUGGUCAGCAGCAUCUUUGUUGUCCUUGCCAUGACACCCUUCGAUGUAAUCAGUACCAGACUCUACAACCAACCCGUGGACCACAAAGGAAAGGGCAUGAUCUACGGAGGGUACCUGGAUUGCUUUGCAAGAACCAUAAAGAAAGAGGGUCUGAAUGGCCUGUACAAAGGCACCGGGGCUUCCUACUUUCGAUUAGGCCCCCACACCAUCCUCAGCCUCUUCUUCUGGGAUGAAAUUCGCAAGUAUUACUGGAAGGAGAAGCAUGCUGGACAAAGGCACUCGUCUGAACAGCUGUAGCUAGAGGGCGCAGUGUCUCCGUACUCAGAGCUCCACUCAAUCUCCCUCUGUCUCUUUCUCCUGACCAUUGUUCAGUCCCCCAAGGCCUACUCACUCAGUGAACAUGGCCAGGAGGUGUGGAAUGGAGGGAAAAGUGAGUGAUGCUGACUCUGAAUGUCUCACACUCUGAUAGAUUACCGAAUGGAAACCUGUAAAUGAACCCAGUGGAUGCUCCUCGGAAUGAAAUAAGAAUGGAUCCUUUAAAAGUAUGAGAUAUCUUUGGCACAUGGCAGGAGUGAACAGCGGCAGGGGUGAAGGGGCAGGGUUGGAUGGGUCAGGAAUGGGAGCCAGUACUGCUGUUUGUUUUUUUUCCUGCACUUUUAAACCAAUCUCAUGCCUAAGUUUUCAACACUAUGCUCCACACAAACCAUUCCUCAAACCAAAUUGGGUCUUUAAUAGGACUGUGCUGCAGGGGAGG